Messenger RNA from Centropristis striata (black sea bass), 972 nucleotides. RefSeq lists its product as uncharacterized. The transcript has a single exon. The coding region runs from base 7 to 972 and encodes 321 amino acids. Gene Ontology annotation, cellular component: membrane. Gene Ontology annotation, biological process: sensory perception of taste; G protein-coupled receptor signaling pathway. NCBI's taxonomy places the organism in Eukaryota, Metazoa, Chordata, Actinopteri, Perciformes, Serranidae. Gene Ontology annotation, molecular function: G protein-coupled receptor activity. The record is from RefSeq and is a predicted model, not a curated record.
CCAGCGAUGGAAUUUAGUGUGAUUAACUUGAGCGAGCAGGCUUUCUUAUCAGUCAACGCUCCUCUCCUCUGCUUCAUCUUCGCUGCAAACAUCUUCUACGCAUGUUGUUUGAUCUCCGACACAGAAAGACUCAAGCAGCCGUUGAAGCUGAUUCUGGGAUCUCUGGUCUGGUUCUCUGUUGCUUAUUGUGUCACAUUGGUUUUACUGUGCUGGCUGUUCAAGGACGUGGCUAAUUAUAACGUGAAUAUUGUGUCGUGGGGGGUCGUGCAGUACUUUGUGCUCAGCAGCAUGACCAGUUCUGUCUGGCUCAACUUCUACUACUUCCUCCACAUCGUCCCUGCACAGAGAGCUCUCCUGGUCUGGCUGAAGAGGAACAUCAAGUCCGUCACGUGGACGGUUUUGCUUUUUGACUCGGCAUUUUUUUUGCUGUGCAGUGCCAUUUCUACUGCAAGUGGAAUAAACAAUUACUCCAUUUAUGCCAACGGCACAUGGACGGACUAUUGGAAUGAUGGACUGUUUAACACAGAGGGAGUUUUUAUCGCCAUCAGCAGAGUUCACAUCCUGUUUGGUCUCUUUGUGAUGAUGGUUUCCAGCUUCUCAACGGCCCACUACCUGCACAGACACAUAAAGAGUGUAGCGCAGGGUGGAGGCUUCUCCUCCACCCCCAGGAUCCAGAGUCAGAUCAGAGUCACCGUCUCUGGGAUCGUCCAAGGAGUGCUCUAUUUAAUCUACGUUACUUUUUAUUUAUUAGACAGCAUCUCCCUCAUGGGGUUCUUACACUUUAUCCUCAGUGGCUGGAUCUCCUCCACAGUCACCUCCCUGUUCCUGAUGGUCACCACGGUGAACCUGGGCGUGGGCCAGACCGUCUUCAGACAGAAGGCCAACCAGGCCUUUAGGGCGCUCAGAACGAUGUGUGGUGUAACAGAUGAUGUGGGAAAAAAGCAGCCGACAGCUCUGUCCUACAGAGUCUAA